AUGAUUGCAGCCUCGGUGAAAGCAAAAUCAGCAGAAGAAAUGCGUCGAGGAAAGAAAUGGGAGAGCUUAUUCUCAAAAGGUCCCAUUCCAAAAACUCUGUGCACAUCAGUCACCGUGGCAGAAUUCACGUUGUGCACGAGGUACGACUAUGUUCAGGCCCACUUGUACAGUUUUGGUAUAGCGGACAGCGCCACAUGCCCCUUUGUCAGGAUGGAAGAAUGGACGGAGAGCAUCUUCAGGGCUACAGUGAACUUGCCAACACUUCGACCUCGCAGCAUGCAGUCACGUCCAGCCUAUAUUGGGAAGCUCGUCGCCGAAUGGAAGAAUUGCGAAGGAGUGGCAUUGGCUAAAAAAGACAAAAUAGUUUUUACUGCGUUUCCCAAGGCUGUGGCAUGUCUCACCUGCAGUGUACUGACGCUUUCAGCGAUAUCAUGUGACCGAUUCAUGGCUAUCAUGUUUCCACUUCAUGUUCGAAUUACUAAACAGCGGACUUCAAUUGUUAUGAAGAUCAUAUGGCUUAUCUCUAUACUUGUAUCAAUUCCCUUUCUUAUUUUCAAAAUACAUAAAGUUGAAUCAUAUAUAGAUUUUGAUGUAGCGACAUGUCGGGAACACUGGCCCUUGAAUAUUUACUACGACGAAAGUAUCGGAGGAUGCAUGUAUGAAGAAACACUGCGCAAGGUUUACUAUAUAGUAGUAAGCGUGGCAUUAUAUUUUCUCCCUAUUGGUAUCAUGAUUACAGCUUAUUCACUAAUACUGUGGAAAUUGUGGAUUUCUGAAGUACCAGGAGAAAGACAUGCAGCGAACAUAAAUGUGCAGUAUCGAGCUCGAAAAAAGGUUAUUAAAAUGGUAUGUGUAGUCCUAGUGGCAUUCAUUGUUUGCUGGACUCCAUUUCAAGUGGUAGUUCUGCAUUCCGCAUAUAGCUCCAUUGAUUAUGUAGCACCCAGAUGGAUGGACAGCUUCGUUUUUUUCGCUUACUACCUAGCUUUUGCUAAUAGCUUCAUAAAUCCAAUCAUCUAUGGUGGUUUUAACAAAUCAUUCAGAGAUGGAUUUUGUGUCAUGCUGCGAUGUGGAAUUCGACCAGGAAGAUUUACUGGACCUCGUGCUGAUAAUAAUUCAAGAAUAACAAAUACCGACAAACAUCCAAAUAUAUUUGUUAAGUCAUUCCGAAGUAUGACUACUCUCCUUUCUUCUUAUCGAAGUCGGACGAAUGAUUAUUUUAAUCGUCGUAAAACGAAAGUGCCUACAUACCAAGCGGAACUUGUGACGGCUACUGAAGUAUAAGAUUGCAUUAACUGAAACACUUUUAUGUUCGAUCUAGACUGACAUUCACGACUGGGUUGAACUCCAGCCCGUCGCGUUUAACGUCACGGACACUGAAUGGCGCCAACAAAACACCAUCACAGAAGUCUUCAAUGAAUAUCGAAAUGAAAAAUGCUGUAUUUCAU
Messenger RNA from Stegodyphus dumicola, 1445 nucleotides. Its product is annotated as QRFP-like peptide receptor. Gene Ontology annotation, molecular function: G protein-coupled receptor activity. The record is from RefSeq and is a predicted model, not a curated record. NCBI's taxonomy places the organism in Eukaryota, Metazoa, Arthropoda, Arachnida, Araneae, Eresidae. Gene Ontology annotation, cellular component: plasma membrane. Gene Ontology annotation, biological process: G protein-coupled receptor signaling pathway.